Molecule: messenger RNA, 891 nt
Organism: Schistocerca gregaria
Lineage: Eukaryota; Metazoa; Arthropoda; Insecta; Orthoptera; Acrididae
Exons: 2
Coding region: 13-891 (292 amino acids)
Biological process (GO): dephosphorylation
Molecular function (GO): phosphatase activity
Source: RefSeq, a predicted model, not a curated record
CAUUUGAAGUUUAUGUGUUCUUUGGUUGAGACGAACGAUUUAGGAGGACACGUGCUGUGCCGAUACGAGGUGGGUGAGCGAUUCGUUUAUUUGUCAGACGUUGGGGUGGCAUUACCAGGUUCGAGGCAUUUAAGAGAGUUGAAGAUUAGACAUGUAUUGUCUGUAGUGGAGUUUGAGAGCUUAGAUAAUGGUCGAAAGGAGCCAUUUUGGGCUUCGUUAGUGAGGUUGUACGAGACGUCCGAGGCUGAGAGGGGUUGGAUUCAGUGGGAAGAGAGCUCAUCUUGGGUUAAGGUUGUCGUAGAUUUACCGAGUGGUAUUUUGUACUGUAAUCUGAGCGUUCCGGAUCUCAGCGAUCCGAAACUUCUCGAGAAGCUGAUCCCUCCGGUGGAUCCGGUGGAAUUACUUUGCCUGGCGACGCUAUACAUUCAGAAGUGCGUCGAGUUUGGGAACGUGUUGGUCCAUUGCACCAAGGGCCAACGGCGCUCUCCGACAAUUUUUUUGGCAUGGCUUGUGACUCAAGGAUAUAGUUUGGCGCAGGGCAUGAAGUAUCUCGAGGAACGCUACGAGGGAGAGAAGGAUUGGGGAGUAGGCUAUCGCAAGAGUCGGAGUUUUUGGCUCGAGUUCCUUGAGAAAGUUUGGUACCCCAAUUGGCGGGAGCAUCAGCGAAAGUGGUGUGAAAGAUAUUCUGCGGGCUUCGAAAAAAUUUUUGAAAAGUUUCAUCCUUCGGCAGUUGGGCUAUGUCGAAAUUCUGGGAGUAGAGAAGAAGAGGAUGGAGCCGAGCGGAGGAGGACGGACUGUUCCCUCGUAUCUGGUGGUAAUUCUAAGAGGAGAGUUCAUGUUGUUACACAGAAGAUGGUUCCAAAGUUAUGGAACAAGCGAUUAAAGAGGUAA